Molecule: messenger RNA, 7556 nt
Organism: Gigantopelta aegis
Lineage: Eukaryota; Metazoa; Mollusca; Gastropoda; Neomphalida; Peltospiridae
Exons: 12
Coding region: 125-3895 (1256 amino acids)
Source: RefSeq, a predicted model, not a curated record
CCACAGCAGAACAUGUUCAUGUUUUAAAACAACUCACUAGAAAUAUAAUGUAGUCCCUGUACAGUUGGUAUAACGUCACCAAAGCUAUACAGCUAAUUAAAACAGUUUUCAAAAUUAUUGCAAUAUGGCUUCCACAGGCAGUGCAUGUACAGAUCCCGGUGGAACAAGUAAUGGACAACAACACAGCACAUCAGCGGGCAAUACCGGCAAUUCAAACUUACCUGCUUCUAAUGAGAAUUGCCAACAGCCGUCGCUAAAUGCAUGGAGCGAUCAGAACGGCCAAAUUAUACAAGUAUGCAUACCAAACUCUCUAAAUACUAGUGUGUCAGCUCAGUGGAUGAAUGGUGUUACUUUACAACUACAGCAACUAAUUUCAGCAGUGGCAAAGUUGAGUUCAACAGUUACAUGGUCAAGAUCAACAGUUGAAGAGUUGAGUACAACAGUUAAGGAAUCAAAAUCAACAGUUAAAGAGUUGCAUUCAAAAGUUACAGAGUCAAGACAAGUAGUUAAAGAAUUGAAUUCAAAAGUGAAACAGUUGAAUUCAACAGUUACAUCGUUAUUUUCAACAGUUAAAAAGUCAAGUUCAACCAUCAAAGACUUUAGUUCAACAGUUACAGAGUUAAGCUCAACAGUUAAAAAGUCGACUUCAACCAUUAAAGACUUUAGUUCAACAGUUACAAAGUUAAGUUCAACAGUUAAGGAGUCAAAUUCAACAGUCAAAGAUUUGAGUUCAAAAGUCCAAAAGGUCUAUAACGAAAUUGGAAGUUUAAAAGCUAGUGUGGAAGAUGUGCAAAACAGAUCUAAGGAAUCGGAUGCUUUUCAGUGCACAUCAAGGAAAGACAAGUUCUCAUUUCAUAGCAUGUUUCAAACAAGUACACCAGAAAACAACUCUGAGCAUAAACCAGUGCCUUCUCAUGAAAAGACUUUUAACAGCGAGUGUGCAUAUAGAUUUGGAGCGAUGCAAUUACUUGCUGAAAACGCCAGUAACCAGUCAUCCCCGAAGAUUUUGAGACCAUCACUGAUUGCAAAUCGCAAGAACUGUGAGCAAAUCAGGAAGAAUAACUCCACGUUAAACGUGGCCGAGUUAUCAAAGUCAUUGGUGCAAUUGUCCAAGGUGCUGUCAGUUCAGUCACCAAAGAUGGUGGUUGAGUCAACCAAGCCGGUGGUUGAGUUGUCCAAGACUGUGGUUGGGUCAACUGAGCCGGUGGGUGAGUUGUCCAAGACAGCAGUUGAGUCAACCAGGCCAGUGGUUGAGUUGUCCAAGACAGUGGUUGAGUCAACCAAGCCGGUGGUUGAGUUGUCCAAGACAGUGAUUGGGUCAAUUAAGCCUGUGGUUGAAAUAUCCAAGAUGGUGGUUGGGUCAACCAGGCCAGUGGUUGAGUUGUCCAAGACAGUGGUUGAGUCAACCAAGCCGGUGGUUGAGUUGUCCAAGACAGUGAUUGGGUCAACCAGGCCAGUGGUUGAAAUAUCAAAGACAGUGGUUCAGUCAACCAAGCCGAUGGUUGAGUUGUCCAAGUCAGUGGUUGGGUCAACCAAGCCGGUGGUUGAGUUGUCCAAGACAGUGAUUGGGUCAACCAAGCCGGUGGUUGAGUUGUCCAAGACAGUGGUUGAGUCAACCAAGCCGAUGGUUGAGUUGUCCAAGUCAGUGGUUGGGUCAACCAGGCCAGUGGUUGAGUUGUCCAAGACAGUGGUCGAGGCAACCAAACCGGUGGUUGAUUCAAGUAAGCUGGUAGUUGAGGUGUCAAAACCUCCGGUCGAUGUAUCAAAACCAGCAGUAGAGGAAGAGACGGAGAAAUCUUCCAGCCAGCAUCCUCAGGUUAAAAUUGUAACAACAGAGCCUGAAUCUAUGCCAAAGGAAUUAGGGAUAGAAAUAAUGGAUGCUAAAAUGAAUAAGGAUUCCGAAGUGAGCCAAGAAAAUGCUGAAAACAAUGUGAAAACAAAUGAAACCAAUGUGGAAAAAACUGAAAGUGUGACGCAGAAAUACAAAUACAAAGAAGACCAGUGGAGUCCGUUGAAUCCAGAAGGAAAGCGUCAAUAUGACAGGGAUUUUCUUCUGCAGAUCCAGUUUACAAAGUUUUGCAUCACAAAACCAAACACACUGGCCGAAAUUAAAGAUGUUUCUCUUGAUAAGCCUUAUCUCAAAGCAAAUGAUUUGGCCAAGACAUUUGAACCAGGAAACACAUUGUCAAAACCAGCAGCAGACGAACACCAAGAGAAAAAUCAGAAUCAGAAUCGUCAAGCACAUCCUGAAGGAAAUGAAGUCAGAGUGAAUCAAGAACAUACUAAAAGUGACAUGGAAUCGCAUGAAACCAAGACUGAAACGACUAAAAGUGUCACACAGAAAUACAAGUACAUGUAUGAAAAAGACCAAUGGAGUCCGUUGAAUCCAGAAGGAAAGCGUCAAUAUGACAGGGAUUUUCUUCUGCAGAUCCAGUUUACAAAGUUUUGCAUCACAAAACCAAACACACUGGCCAAAAUCAAAGAUAUUGUUUUUGACACGCCUUAUCUCAGAGCAAAUGAUUUGGCCAAGACAUUUGAACCAGGAAACACAUUGUCAAAACCAGCAGCAGACGAACACCAAGAGAAAAAUCAGAAUCAGAAUCGUCAAGCACAUCCUGAAGGAAAUGAAGUCAGAGUGAAUCAAGAACAUACUAAAAGUGACAUGGAAUCGCAUGAAACCAAGACUGAAACGACUAAAAGUGUCACACAGAAAUACAAGUACGAAAAAGACCAAUGGAGUCCGUUGAAUCCAGAAGGAAAGCGUCAAUAUGACAGGGAUUUUCUUCUGCAGAUCCAGUUUACAAAGUUUUGCAUCACAAAACCAAACACACUGGCCAAAAUCAAAGAUAUUGUUUUUGACACGCCUUUUUUGACCACACAAAAAUCUCCCAAGAAAAAAAAGAAAAAAAGUUUGUUCUGUUUAACAACGUCACUAGAGCACUCUCCCAAGAACAUUGAAUUAUUACCUGAAGGUGGACCACAGGUGGGUGCUAGUGACGGAAUGAGUGCUCAGUCCAAGCAGGACAGCCUGUCAACAGAGAGUCAUGAGGAGACAGUAAUAAAAUCUGUAUCAAAACGAUCUGAAAAAGUGAAAAAACACAAAGCAGACUUGGCUUGCAAACCUGGUAACGAGGAAGAGAAGAAUAGUAAUGCUGAAACAAACACACAGGUGGGUGCUGGUAACGGAAUGAGUGCUCAGUCCAAGCAGGAAAGCCUGUCAACAGAGAGUUAUCAGGAGAGAGUAACAAAAUCUGUAUCAAAACGAUCCAAAAAAGUGAAAAAACACAAAGCAGACUUGGCUUGCAAACCUAGUAAUGAGAAAGAGAAGAAUAGUAAUGCUGAAACAAACACACAGUAUUCUGUGGGCCAAAGAAUGCCACUGAAAUACAUGUAUACCAUUCCACUGGGAAAACCUCAUCAGUACAAUCUUCAGCAGUACUUUAAUCAGAACUAUCCAAUGCUUUACCAGUCUUUGCCUGUCACUCAUCCGCAGAGAACGCCUUCUACUCCGGGACCAAGUGCAGCACCCACAAAUAAGAUGGAACACGAACCAAUGCAAAUUGUUGAUCCCAACAUGGGACGAGAAGUGACGGAGGAGAUUUUGCAUUUAAAGUCCACCCCUCUGGGUGGGAGUGCACGCAGUACACCUGGUAGUUCUGGGUUACCUGGAAGUGCUGAGUCAAGUCCACCUCCAUCAGUGGACCUUCCUGACAUUGAAACCACACUAUGUCCUGAGUCUGCUCAAAGCUCGAGUUCUCAGAGGCAGGAAUAUGUGACUCGACUGCCAUCUACACCAGGACAAAAGGAAGAACCCACAGAUGAAAAAAUAAUGGUUGAUCUCGACAUUCAGCGACGUAUGCAAGAGUACCUUCUGAGUUUCAGCUCUGAUUAUUAAAGUGAAAGACCCCAGUUUUUAAACAUUCUGGCAUAUUUUUCACUAUUAGAGCAGUUUUUGACAACCGAUAUCCGACAUUGUUUAGAUUAUCCAUUUCGUACAUCUGAAGUGGUUCUGUGUUAGUCUGGUCAAUGUAAUACCAUAAAAUGUGAUUUUCAUAUUUAAACAAAAUGCUUACCCUUGAGAAGUAAUGGUUAUGGAGCAUACUCUUGUCAAAUUUUUUAUGGGUAUUUCCCCGUUUCCAUGUCAAAGACACUUGUUUGACUUUAUUGUAACUUUAUCUAAAUGUGUUACAGCAUUGUCCAUUUAAUGGAUUAGAACUAGGGUUUACGCCUUUAAAAAGAGUACAAAAGUGUUUGAACUGUGAUAUACUUUGUGAUAUACAUUGAACCGCAACAAAGAUUAUCUGAUGUUAUUUUUACAAUUUAUUUAAUUAAGAUCAUUAUCUAUAAUUUCAUCAAUAUACACUAAACUAAGUGCUUGUGUAAGAACAUCAAAUGGCUUAUCAGAUCAUUUUCAUUGUAAUAUCGGCACCCGACAAGGAUGUAUAUUGAGUCCACAAAUGUUCAUUAUUUUUAUAAAUAGGCUUGUAGGAACUAUGAAAGAGUGUGGUGGACAAGGUGUUUUUAUAUCAAAUGAUUGUAAAUCAGUAUGUGCUCUUAUGUUUCUGAUACUCCUUAACAACUACAAAAGAAAAUUAGUGCAUUAGAAGUGUUGUAAUACUACAGGUAUGGCUGUGAAUUUAAGAAAGACCAAGGUCAUUGUUUUUAGAAAUGGAGGACCUCUAAAGAAUUAUGAAAAAUGUUUUAUUAAUAGAAAUAGUAUUGAGGUUGUCUGAUAUUAUAGAUAUUUAGGUAUUAUGUUUACACCAAAACUAAUAUGGACUAAAACCCAAACUUGUCUUGCAGCACGAGGUAAAACAGUAAUGAUGGCAAUAUAUAGGUAUCAAAAGAAAUUUGGUUAUAUUCCUUGUAAAGAUCUAUUUAAGAUAUUUGAUUCUAUGGUAACGUCAAUUUUAUGUUAUGGUUCAGAAAUAUGGGAUACUUGUUACUGUAAAAUUAUUAAAGAUGUUCAGAUUAAAAUGUGUAAAUGGUUUUUAAAAUUAGGGAAAAAUAUCAGUAAUAUUAUGGCUUUAGGUGAAUGUGGUAGAGCUCCUUCACAGCUUAUUUACACUACUAGAGGUAUUAAGUAUUGGUGUAGGCAAUUACAACUGAAUGAAAACAGGCGUCCCUGUCAGUGUUAUAAAAUGCUACAGACACUGGAUGAAGCAGGACGCACCACAUGGGUGCUAUGUUUGGAUAGCUCAGGACGUUGUAGAUAUAAAAUUGUUUAUAGUUAAAUUUAGACAUCAAUUGUUUGAUAAUCUUCAGCAAAAUUGGUGUAGUUUUGUUACUAAUUUAUCUGAUACUUUUAUUAUAAGCGUUAAAUGUAGAACGUCAUCUCACUUAUGAAAUCCCUGUUUAUCUUAAAGUAAUAUAUACAAGAUUUAGAUGUAGUAACUUUAGACUGUUGACCAAAGUAGAUAUAACAACAUAGCCUACACUGAAAGACUCAUGGAUUAAGAUAUAUUGAGGAUGAACUCCAUAUUUUGCUUGUAUGUAAGCGUUAUAAUGUACUAAGAGAUCACCAUAUUUAUAAAUUUAUAAAAAAUCAUUCAUUGCAAACCUUUAUAGAUAUUAUGACAUCAGAAAAUUUGGAUGUAUUAUUCAAUGUAUGUCUUUAUCUUUACAAGUAUUUAAAUAUAUACCUAUAGUAUACUGUACAAACACUACACAUGCGCAGACAUAUAUAACAGUUUCUGACUGUAUUAUGGGCCUAUGACCUUUAUACUGAAUAAAAAUUGUCUUGGUAAUAACUAGUCAACAAUAAAGAUCAAUAUUUCUUUGACACAAUUUCAUUUUCUCAAUUCAUAGAUAAUAGCACAUUUCAUAAUGACUGACAUAGGGGUAACUACCCGGUAAACAUCAAGAAAACAUCUGCUGCCGUAGCGUUGUUUUCUCUCAUUAUCGGUGUGGUCCUUAAAGGCAUAUUUGGGUGUUGUUUAUGCACACACAACUGCCGCGCAUAUAUGAGACAGUACAAUACUCCGGUAGCUUCUUGAAUUGGAAUGACGUCAGUAUUACAAUGACGUCAUUUUGCAUCACCUUAUAAUAACAAUAAACUGGGUGCAUGAUUUCCAUCUUCAAAAUGCCGGAGAAAUUCAAAUACAAAAUUGCUAUUGAAAAUAUUUUUAUGAAAAUUACUAAUGCACCUGAUUGUGUAAAAAGAAAAUCUUAUAAUUAAAAAAAUAUAUAUUAAAAAACAACAACAAAAUAUUGAUUUGAAAUGAGAUUACGAUAAUAUAUAUAUUAUAAUUAUUAUUUAUGGUGUACUAAGUCAAAACAAGGGUGUGAAAAGAGACAUCUAUACUAAACUUGCAAACCGGAGACAUUGAUACAGUCAAUGGAUUGUAGACAUGGGUCCUAAUUGCGAGUGUAACAGAUGGCUACUUGAGUAUUAUGUAAUAUUGGCCUAAAUCAAAUAAAUACACAAUUACACACAGGUUCGAAUGCAUGAUUUUUCUAGGGAGGGGUGCAAUAUUCCCCUUGGUUCCGUGCAUGACAUACAUGUGUGUUAUAAGAUGUUUUCUGGUCUAUUUGUAUUAUUAUUUGCAUUUUAUUAUUGUGAGAAAUGUUGAUAAUUAGAUAAGACAGUAUUAUUGCAUUUUCCAUUACACAAUGUUAAAAUAAAAUAGUAAGGGGUAGGGAUAUGUUUUGAAAUAUUUUUUUUAAAUAGGCCGGUGACCUGUCUUUUUUAUUAUUAUUAUUUUUUUUUUUAUUAAGUAGACAUGCUAAUAAUCUUUAUACAAGAUUUGUGGGAAUUUUUGAGUGGUGAAAAAAAUUAUAUAUGCCAAAAUGUGCUAAUAAAAUAUUAAAUUGUAGUUUAAAUAUAUUGAAAUAACUCCACAUUUUUGUCAAGAACGUACAAACGUUAAUGGAUAUUACGUUGUACCAAAAUAAUUUCUACAAUGCACACAUAUACAUUAAAUUUGACAUGUAUUUCAAUUUAAAAACUGUUUAUUAGGUAUAGAUUAAGGCAGAUUUCAAUUUUAAGGUAUUUGUUCACAAAAUAGGAGAAAAUGACAUGACGUUUGAGAUGUGUAGAAAAAAUUGUAGUCGGGUUACACCCCAAUUGUUUUGCAGAUAUGUGUUUUGAUAUGCUUAUAAACUAAAGAGGUGAAAAAUUUGCACAUUUUGAGUGGUAGAAAUAUUUGUAGCGUAUGCCUUUAACCAUAUGUCUAACGGUUGUAAGGUUAGUCUGAUAGGUUCAGUCCGAUAAUUCAUCAGUUUCCCUUUUGACUCUUUAACAGGCUAUAUAUACUCUUCAAAAAAAGUAGGGAAACCUGAAAUAUUAAUGUUAAUAUCAACUAUUAGACCGAACAUACGUUUUGACCACAGACAUCCUAGUAAAGAACGUUCAGGUCUGUUUAUCAACACACCGAAACACAUUCCAUAGUUUGCACGUGCAUCACGCAUUUGCCCCAUACAUGUGCGUGGGAUGUCAUUCUCGAUUUUGACAAUUUCCAUGAAGGUCCAUUAAUCACUGUGGAACAUUAUUUCUGUCAAUCUUUUUCAUUCUGUUGAUCAUACAGUUGUUAUUGUUUUGUUUUUAGUCAUUUUUA